Messenger RNA from Lathyrus oleraceus (garden pea), 1382 nucleotides. Its product is annotated as GDSL esterase/lipase At2g42990. Lineage: Eukaryota; Viridiplantae; Streptophyta; Magnoliopsida; Fabales; Fabaceae. Bases 160 to 1212 code for a protein of 350 amino acids. The transcript has 3 exons. The record is from RefSeq and is a predicted model, not a curated record. Gene Ontology annotation, molecular function: hydrolase activity, acting on ester bonds.
AUAUUACCAAAAUUUAGCACUAUCUGGUAGACCCAACACAACACUAACCGUUACUAAAUCGUCCUAUAAAUAGACUCUUAUCCUCACUCUCUAACAAACAGUCUCUUUAUCAUUCACUGCCAUCACAGACACCUCAGUUUUGUUGAGACCAGGUGAAAAAUGAUGAAAAUCCACAUCAUGCUGUUCUUUUCUAUUCAAAUUUUGUUGCAUGUUUCAUUAUCAAGCAGUGGAAAAGUUCCGGCUAUUAUAGUUUUCGGAGACUCGUCUGUUGAUUCUGGUAACAACAAUUUCAUUCCAACAAUAGCGAGAAGCAAUUUUGAGCCGUAUGGUAGAGAUUUUCCAAAUGGAAAUCCAACAGGUAGAUUUUCCAAUGGAAGAAUUGCACCUGAUUUCAUCUCGGAGGCUUUUGGAAUUAAGCCAAUUGUUCCCGCUUAUUUGGAUCCUUCUUAUGAUAUUUCGGAUUUUGCGUCUGGUGUUUGUUUCGCUUCGGCUGGUACUGGAUUUGAUAAUGUUACUGCAAGUGUUGCUGAAGUGAUACCUUUAUGGAAAGAAGUUGAGUACUACAAAGAGUACCAAAACAAAUUAAGAGCAAAGUUUGGUGACAAGAAAGCUAAUGAAAUAAUAAACGAGUCUUUGUAUUUGAUUAGCAUAGGAACAAAUGAUUUUCUGGAGAAUUAUUACCAGCGUUUUGAAAGAAGGACGCAAUUUAGUGUUCAAGAAUAUGAGGAUUUUCUAAUUGGUCUUGCUGAAAAUUUUCUUAGGGAAAUUUACGGCCUUGGAGCGAGGAAAAUUUCUAUGACAGGGUUAAUUCCUAUGGGGUGUCUGCCACUAGAGAGGGCCAUAAAUAUUUUUGGCCAUCAUGGUUGUAAGGAUUUAUACAAUGACGUUGCUUUGGAAUUUAAUGCAAAAUUGGAUUGGUUAGUGGCAAAGUUGAACAAGGAGCUCUAUGGAUUUCAAUUGGUAUAUACAAAUGCUUAUGAUUUGGUCUUGCAAAUUGUUACUCAACCUUCUCAAUUUGGUUUUGAAAAUGCACAAGUGGGAUGUUGUGGAACAGGUAGAUUUGAGAUGGGUUUCAUGUGUGAUCCAAAAAGUCCAUUUACAUGCACAGAUGCAAAUAAAUAUGUAUUUUGGGAUGCUUUUCACCCCUCCGAAAGAACAAGUCAGAUAGUAUCAAAUUAUUUAAUGGAAAACUAUCUUGGCAAGUUUCUUUGAUUCAAUACAAGAGCAACGGAUCCUUCCAAUUCUAUAGGGAACUUCACACUUCUGUAAAUGUGAUUAUAUGUGUUAUAAACAAAGUUUAUUGAAGUGAGUAUAAGGAUAUUCAAAAUCCAUUACAAAAGUUUUACCAUAUGAAUUUUUAUUCACUGGUUUUACUUGAGGAA